Oncorhynchus tshawytscha (Chinook salmon) is the source of this 3911-nucleotide messenger RNA. Its product is annotated as solute carrier family 22 member 17. Gene Ontology annotation, molecular function: transmembrane transporter activity. The transcript has 10 exons. NCBI's taxonomy places the organism in Eukaryota, Metazoa, Chordata, Actinopteri, Salmoniformes, Salmonidae. The record is from RefSeq and is a predicted model, not a curated record. Gene Ontology annotation, cellular component: membrane. Gene Ontology annotation, biological process: transmembrane transport. The coding region runs from base 617 to 2344 and encodes 575 amino acids.
GACCUCUUUGUCCCAGAUACAGAAAUGAUCGGUUCGCCUCGUUCAGCCAGCCAGCCAGCAGUUAUGUGACCCGUCCCCUUUAAGAUGAUGUCAGAAAUAAUAAUUUAAUAUUGAAUUUCUUUGUUUCAUGUCGGCGGACAUAUACUUCGGUCGAGCAACAAUGUUAGAAAUCAGGGACGGUAGAAGUCGAGCAUCAACCUGUCUGCCAAUACAGCAAAACGGAUUGCUUCCUAAACUAGGUUUCAGUGGGUGUCAAUGUUGAAGCCCUGCGUUAUCAUCUCUGGCAGGACUUUAGUUUCCAGUGCUUCAUAUAACACCACCCCGGGACAGAAGCCUAUAUAUCACAGGAUGGAAUAAUAGCCCAAGCCGACAGAGAGAAGACGCAUAGGAAGAGUUGAGAUAAUGCGGUGAAAUUUCAACUCAAUUCGGAACUGUUCCCUUUAUCCCCUUCAGUGUUUUGGAUUUACCAAAACGGUCGUUCGGAAGUGACAAUGGGCAAUCGUUAACCCAGUGGAUUUAUUAUAAUAUCCGACGACUAUAAUAAUACUGGAAAGGGAUAUUCCCCAUAUUUCCCAGUCCAUCUAAGAAGUGACCACAGCCUCUCUGGUCCUCAGUCAUGACAUCACCUGAGUCCCCCCUCCCCUCCCCUUCCCCCUGUCCACCUCCCCCUUCCUCCCUCCCCUCCUCUCCCACUCCCUCAUCUCCCACUCCCUCCUCCUCCCUCCCACAUCCCCCCUCCCUGCCUCCCACAGGGGAGGUGAUGGUCCUGGCCCUGGGGAGGAAGAAGCAGAGGAUGCUCAUCGGUCUCUCCAUCCUGCCCAAUCUCUUCCUGGCCUUCCUUCUCUCCUCGGACGCCCUGCUUACCCUCACCUCACCCCACCACUGUCGCCUCCCGGGACCCUUGCCUGCCGCCCAGAUCCUUAACGCGUCCCUGCCCUGGGAGAAGGGGGACAGAGUGGGGGACAGCGGGGGGCUGUCUCAGUGCAAGCAGUAUAUCAACGGUAGCCAGUCCGGGGUGGAAAACUGUGAAGCUGGCUGGGACUACAAUGUCACAGAAGGAUUGAGGAUUAACAUUGUUACUGAGUGGGAUUUGGUGUGUGGUCAGUACUGGCUGGUCCCAGUCGAAGAGGUGUCCUUCAUCCUGGGCGUUCUGACAGGAUGCCUGGGAAUGGGCUUUGCAGCUGACAGACUGGGCAGGUUGAAGACACUACUCACCUCUCUGACCCUCUCAGUGGUAUUUGGCGUGCUUGUGUGCGUCUCUACCGCUCCCCCAUUCUUUAUUGCCAUGCGUUUUUGCCUGGCUGCUGCUAGCGCCGGUGUCUACCUCACGCUUUACAUCACACGUCUUGAACUCUGUGACCCCUCACUACGUCUGUUAGUCACCAUGGUGGCAGGACUAACUACAGUUGCUGGGGAGCUGCUGUUGCUGGGUUUUGCUCUGGGUUACCAGUCCUGGAGAGGCUUACUUGGAACUGGGGCUGCACCACUCUCUCUGUUCCUCACCUAUGGUAUUCCAGGAGUAUUUCCUGAGUCUCCUCGCUGGCUCCUCCUCUCCGAGAGAUCUGCUGAUCUGAAUUCCUUCAGUGAAAGAAGAGAUAGAGGGAGGGAUGACGAGAGCUUCACAGAGCUGGACUCCGAGCUAUCUCCCUCUACUCGCCCACAUCUGUCCUUCCCAGAGCUCGUACACAGCAGGAACAUCUGGAAAAACAUAUGUGUGCUCGGCUUCACCUCGUUCAUUUCCCAUGGCAUUAGUCACUGUUACAGCUCGUUCCGCGGUGAUGUCAGAGGCACUGCCCCCAGCUUCUAUUGGACCUAUCUACUCUCUGUCUGUGCGGGAGGAGGGGCCUGGCUGUUGUUAUGGGCAACCGUGAACAGGUGUGGUCGACGUGGUAUCCUGCUCCUCGCCAUGACGAUGACAGGGCUGGCAUCUCUGAUUCUCCUCGGACUGAUGGAGUAUCUAAGUGAGGCGGCCAUCACUGUGUUUUCAGUGAUGGGUCUCUUCUCCUCCCAGGCGGCUGCCUCUCUCUGUGUCCUCUUCACAGCAGAGAUCAUGCCCACCAUCAUCAGGGGCAUUGGCGUGGGCACGGUGUUGGCCCUGGGCUGUGUGGGUCGGCUCACCUCGCCGCUCAUGGACCUGCGCAACCACUACGGCUACUUCCUUCACCACGUGGUGUACUCCUCCCUGGCCCUGCUGGCCGUGCUCUCCAUCCUGCUGCUGCCCGAGAGCAAGAGGAAACCACUGCCCCAGACGCUGGCCGACGGGGAGCAGUACCGACGCCCCCCGCUGGGCCGGAGGAGGAGGGACAACGUGCCCCUGCUGGCCACCCCCAACCCAGAGACCUAGCAUGUCAUAACACCAGCCCAGAGUGUCAGCAGGUCGCGGAGAGGAAGAUGGCAAGGGAGAAGAGGGUCAGCUGUCUGCUGAAGAAGUUGUGCUGAGCCAAUGAAGGAGGGUGGUUGAAGGGACCCACACCUCCCCUCACCUUUCCCAUAAGGCCUGUGUGUCAGGAAAGGGAGCAGAUGCGUUCUGCCCAUGCUCCCGUCUGCCACCAUCAGAGAGGCCCGUUUGAUAGGUGUAUUAUCUGGCAGAGUAUGGCAUCACACACAGCUCACGGAGGUAGAGGCAGGUAUGUUAUGGAAACGGUCCUGUAAAUACCUACAACGUAGUUUCUUUAACUUUAUGAAUGCUAGGUUAUCUAUUUAUAAAAAAAAGUUUUGUUUCUGGAAGUUUUUGGAAGGGUACUUUGUAUUAUCGAAAAGCAUCGUACUAAGACAAGAUGAGGGCAAUUUUGUCUACUGCUCUUAAAGACAUUGGGGGAAAUUAUAUUGAUUGAAGAUUCAUUAUGAGUAACGUUAUACUUGAGGGUAGUUUGGUGAAACUUUGAACUUGCAUUAAAUAAAUACUAAUAGGCUCCUUCCUUAAACCCAAGAGUCCUUACAAUCCGUUGAAUAACAAAAGAUGGAGAAAGUGACAUUUAAAUGUACUGUAGUUCCUCAGACUUGGUUGGAUGUGAUAAAACGAUAUGAAUUCAAUUUCCAGAUGUGACUUGGAGCCAGUACUGUUUAUGGGUCAUUGAUCUUGAUCGUCUAGGCUGUCAAACCUGUCUUACUCGGCUUCCCUGAAGACAUAGGGAGCGUGCCUGUGCAUUCAGAGCUGAAAACCUUUUGAUAGAUAGAAAUGUAUGGUAGAAAAUGGACACACAUUUCUAUAUUGUAUCAGUUCUACGCUAAAUAUUAUUGUGGGGAAAUGCCGCAAACAGUUUGCAGCAUUGAAUUAUAGCCGCGUCCAGAAACCAGGCCAAGCCCCCACCCCUUAGGCCCUGAUCUGAAAGGAUAGGCUAGGUACAACAACCCAUCCAGCUUAUCAUGCGGCAUGGUGAAGCUAUUAGGAUAUUGCUUAUACCUUUCUGAUCCUUUCAGAUCUCCACAAGCAUCUUGGCCCUAGGCUAGGGGGUAAGGUCUAAGGGCUGUUUCCAGACCUGGGCUAUGUAUUUCUCCGUUUAGAAUACAGGAACUCACUAUAAUAGAGUGAUGGUGAUGUGCAUAACAGGCACCUUGUUGCAAGGAUUUGGUCCUGUAUGUCUUAUUUGAAACAUUCAGGACCUAGCUGUUUGAUGUUUUCUUUGACUGGAUCUACUCCAGAACCUUCUCUGGGCAGAGGUGUGUGUGUGGGGGGGGACACCUCCCACUGCAGGUCUUUGGUAGUUUCUUUAAAAUGCACUAAACAAAUCUGAUAAUAAUAUGGAUAUUAUUGAUGAUGAUAAUAACUAUGAGUAACUUGACGACAGUAAUAUGUUGUUAGACAUUGCUGGCUCCUUAAGAUGAUCUAUUAAGCAAUAACAGCAAUGUAAUUAUGUUAAUAACUUUAAUAACCUGAUUGAAUCAAAAAAUAAAAUGUUAAGUAAACAAUG